AUGGUUGAAAGCAUUCUCGACGACAUCUCCCACCGGAGAUUCAAUCCCCUCCGGGGCUCCUAUGUCUUGGUUUCUCCCCAUCGCACCAAGCGUCCUUGGCAAGGAGCACAAGAGACCCCGUCGAAGACAACUCUGCCCACUUACGAUCCCGCGUGCUACUUGUGUCCUGGAAAUAAGCGUGCGCAAGGAGAUACCAACCCCAAGUACGAGAAAACCUUUGUUUUUGUAAAUGACUACAGCGCAGUCAAAGAGGAGCAGGCGCCGUACAAUCCUGCUGAAAAGAUCGAUGACUUGGAGUCAUUUUUCCUGCAGGCGGACCCUGUAACUGGCAAAUGCUAUGUGCUCACUUUUUCUGCGGCGCAUAAUCUCACCUUGGCGGAUCUGAUGCCCGCAGAAAUCGCCCCCGUCAUUGACGCAUGGACCGAAAUUUACACGGCUCACCUCUCCCCAAAAUCGCCCCUCGCCGCUGUUGCGCCUCUGACGACUUUGUCUCUUAACUCCGUGAUGGCGGAGCUGUCCAAACCCAAGGAGCAAUACCGAUAUAUGCAGAUCUUUGAAAACAAGGGAUCGGCUAUGGGAUGCUCGAACCCCCAUCCGCACGGCCAGGUCUGGACCACAAGUUCGCUGCCCGAGGAACCGGCAAUGGAAUUGGAGCAGCUGAAGAAGUACCGCAAAGAGCGUGGAGGCAAGCACAUGCUGGAGGAUUAUGCGGCCCUGGAAAGCGAGAGGAAGGAGCGAGUGGUGUUCGAGAAUGAGGCUUUUUUGGUGGUCUGUCCCUGGUGGGCUAUCUGGCCGUUCGAGACGAUGAUUGUCAGCAAGAAACACAAGCGGGCGCUGGUUGACUUGAAUGCGGACGAGAAAGGACAAUUGGCGGAGGCCAUUGCGGAGAUCACACGACGGUAUGACAAUUUGUUCGAGACGCACUUCCCUUACAGCAUGGGUAUCCACCAGGCGCCGCUCGAGGGCACCGAAGAAGAGAUUGAGUCGUCGUAUCUGCAUCUGCAUUUUUAUCCUCCGCUGCUGCGCAGCGCCUCGGUGAGGAAAUUUUUGGUUGGGUAUGAAAUGAUGGGUGAGCCCCAGCGUGACAUCACCUCGGAACAAGCUGCCGCAAGACUACGGGGAUGCGGAGGAGAGCUGUAUAGAAAGAAGAUGGACAGUUGA
This is a messenger RNA of Aspergillus tanneri, 1161 nucleotides long. It is a transcript of the gene GAL7, whose product is annotated as UDP-glucose:hexose-1-phosphate uridylyltransferase. The coding region runs from base 1 to 1161 and encodes 386 amino acids. The record is from RefSeq and is a predicted model, not a curated record. NCBI's taxonomy places the organism in Eukaryota, Fungi, Ascomycota, Eurotiomycetes, Eurotiales, Aspergillaceae. The transcript has 4 exons. Gene Ontology annotation, molecular function: zinc ion binding; UDP-glucose:hexose-1-phosphate uridylyltransferase activity. Gene Ontology annotation, biological process: beta-D-galactose catabolic process via UDP-galactose, Leloir pathway. Gene Ontology annotation, cellular component: cytoplasm.